AACUUAAAAAUGAAUCUGAGACAGAUAUGGACAUAUCUGAUAAUGAAAGUGAAGGGUCAAAUACUAGAAAUGCACCAGCUAUAGUUCAACUAUAUAUUAAUGCAAGACGUGCCUCCAAGCAUGCGACAAAAGGAAACCAGUUAGAAAUUUUAAGUUGGUAUAAAUAUGCAGAGAGUUUUGAAAAAAAAGUAAAUGAAAUUUUAAGCAAUAAUCGAAUUACUCUAAAAACAGCAAAGUCAAUUGUCUAUAAAGAAAUUCAUAGUCAUCUUUCUUAUGUUUCUUUAGAAACAUUAAGGCAGAGAACUAAAAAAGCCAGAACUAUUUAUAAUUUUUUUAAAGAUAUUGGAGUAGACAAAAUUGAACGAAUUAGAUCAUUUU
Molecule: messenger RNA, 378 nt
Organism: Scutellospora calospora
Lineage: Eukaryota; Fungi; Glomeromycota; Glomeromycetes; Diversisporales; Gigasporaceae
Source: the annotation of a GenBank genome assembly